Molecule: messenger RNA, 2416 nt
Organism: Populus euphratica (Euphrates poplar)
Lineage: Eukaryota; Viridiplantae; Streptophyta; Magnoliopsida; Malpighiales; Salicaceae
Gene: FLA21
Product: FASCICLIN-like arabinogalactan protein 21 precursor
Exons: 1
Coding region: 954-2015 (353 amino acids)
Source: RefSeq, a predicted model, not a curated record
UCUUUUUUUAUUUUUAAAAAAUUAUUUACGUAAGUAUCGUCGGACAUCUUGCUAAACUGUAAUCCCUCUUUCUAGAAUGUUAAAUCUGGGGUGGCAAAGGCAAAAACUACCCGAAUAAAUGCCUAAAGGAGUUUAGGUCAAGCUAUCAAAGACAGUAGAGGCAGGACCAGUUACUGAAAAGCAAGAUCUCAACUACUCUUCCACUCUUAAUAAAUUAUAAUUAAUUAACUAGGCCCUUAAAUAUUUGCUGGGCACAGAAGGAUCACUUUUGUCAUGUGCCCUAAACAAGAAAAUUUGUUAAUGUCCCCACCAAUUAUUGAUUCUCAUUAAUACAAAUUUCCAGAGAUACCAUUGACUAUAGCUGAAUCUGAAUCCAAUUGCUACACACCAAAUUCAAGUUUGGAAUUUGGUUAUGACAGCACAUAUCAGGUUGCGAGCCUCUAGUUGGGUUGAAUCUUAGGUAGCCAGUGCAUACCAAGAUCUACCUUUUCAUGCUAAAAAACUGAUCGCCCUCUAAAGUCAAGAUGGAGGAAUUGACAGUGACUUGGGAGCAUAAUCCACCGUUAAACUCAAAGCGUGUUUGUUUUGGUUUGAAAAUUAAUCGUUUUCCAUCCUUUCCCCUUAUGAUAUAGUAAUCAAAUUUUAACUUACUAAAUCUUGAUUCAAGCAGGUUGGGUAGAUGGAUUGAUCCUAAUUAUAUCAGGUAUUCUGAUUCAACCACGAUGGAUUAUGUCGGAUGUCCUGUGGGUAGGAUCUAAUUACCAAACAAUGAACUGAAAAGGGAGUGGAAUCAAAUGCAGCAGGUUUAGUCUCUAAGGGCUUACGGUUCAGGCCACAAUGACAGGCCCUAGAAAUGAAGCACAAAUGAUAACAAACGCGUCUUUAACCCAUAUUUGAAAGCCACCACCUUCUCUCCCAGUCUCUUCUUCAACCAAGAACUUCCCUGCAGAUCAAUGGCUUCUUGCUCCCAUUGGUGGCAUGCACCAGUCUACUUCAUUGCCUCUGCAGUCUUGGCAUUCAUAGCAAUCUCCACCGCACUGAAUUCACCAUCCAACAAUGCAACGAGACCAACCAGACCAACAAGCAAUUACCUCUCAUUGAAUGCAUCAAGAACUCUAAGGGAAUCCGGGUUCAAUAUCAUGGCUACCCUUCUCUCGAUUUCCCCUGAAAUGUUCUUUGUAUCUCCUAACACAACCAUCUUUGCCAUUAAAGACUCUUCCCUCGUUAACACCUCUCUCCCUCCCUGGUUCUUGAAAAAUCUCCUUCAAUACCACACCUCUCCUUUGAAACUAUCCAUAGAGGAUGUCUUCAAGAAACCUCAAGGCAGUUGCUUCCCAACACUUGUUGAUCGAAAGAAACUUGCUGUAACCAAGAUUGAUGCAAAAGAAAGACUGGCAGAGAUCAAUCAUGUAUUAGUAUCUCACCCUGACAUGGUUCUUGAAAGAAGGAUUGCAAUUCAUGGUGUUCUUGCACCAUUUUCAUCAUUGAGGUCUAAAGAUGUUUACUUUGGAUGGGAGUCUAUUCAAGCUCCAAUUUGUGAUGCCAAUUCCAGUUUAGUUUCAGAUGCUAAUGCCCCCAGGAUCAUUUUGGAAUGGACCAGGAUUAUCCAUUUGCUUAGCUCCCACAGAUUCGUGUCAUUUGCAAUUGGAUUGAAUUCUGUUCUUGAUAGGAUUCUUGCCGAUCACAAGAACUUGAGUUCUGUAACAAUCUUUGCUCCUCCAGAACUUGAGUUUGUGGCAUCUUCAUCACCAAUGCUUGAGAAGAUUGUGAGGUUGCACAUACUGCCUCAAAGGGCUACGUACAUAGAACUUGCUGCAUUGCCAGAUAAACAACGGCUGAGGACGCUGCUCCCUGGUGAAGAUCUUGAGAUUAAUAAAGGUGUUGAUGUUACACAGGGUUUGGCCAUUGACGGAGUAGAGAUUGCAACACCAGAAAUCUUCUCAUCCAAGGAGUUCAUAGUUCAUGGGAUUACUCGAGCUUUCAAGAUGGCUAAAUUUCCUAAUGCAUCAAGAUAGCGGGUUAGCUUCAUGGUACUUGUUGAUAAGCCUUCUGUUCAUCCAUGCUUUUGAUGCACAGUCCAGAUAGGAUAGUUCCAUUGUUGCUCCACCCCCUAGGUGUAAGAAAUACCUUUAUGCAGUUUUUGUUAGCUAAGUCAGCUCUAGUGUGUUGAGCUUUGAUAUGAACACUUCAUUGUAUUCGUAGCUGUUAAUUCGACCAUGUUUAGUCAGGUGCUGACAGGUUUACAAACUUCUGAGGCUUCUUAAUAUAAUGGGUUGGAAUAAAGUUAUCUGACGCCAAACAAAACUUUCAGCUGGUUGUUUCAACUUAACCCAAUUGAUUUUCAUUUCGGAGAUCAAUUACUGGUUUGGUGCUAAUGAAAAAACCUUGGCUCAGUGAAAGGUUUAAAAGGUGCAAA